This is a messenger RNA of Meloidogyne enterolobii, 300 nucleotides long. The record is from the annotation of a GenBank genome assembly. NCBI's taxonomy places the organism in Eukaryota, Metazoa, Nematoda, Chromadorea, Rhabditida, Meloidogynidae.
AUGGACCAAAAAAGGAGUUUUAUCUAUUUCAUUGAGGCCCAAACACUCGGUUGCUUGUUUGGUUGUGUUGUACAAGGGAUACUACCAAAAAAGCUCCUAGGUUGUUCACAAGCAAAAAGUCUCAUAGGUUGUUCACAAGCAACAACUUUUUUCUUUUCAAUUUGUUUUUCUUCGUUUAAAGCUAAAGACUCGAGUAAAUGAAUAGCAAGAUCAUUAUUAAGAGAUUUAAAUUCUUUCCAUUCUUUACUGACUAAGAAGCUUUGCCUAUUAGCAGAAAGGAAAUUGACACAGGCCUGUUGA